Osmia lignaria (orchard mason bee) is the source of this 1659-nucleotide messenger RNA. It is a transcript of the gene TBCC, whose product is annotated as Tubulin-binding cofactor C. The record is from RefSeq and is a predicted model, not a curated record. NCBI's taxonomy places the organism in Eukaryota, Metazoa, Arthropoda, Insecta, Hymenoptera, Megachilidae. Gene Ontology annotation, cellular component: cytoplasm. Gene Ontology annotation, molecular function: tubulin binding. Gene Ontology annotation, biological process: post-chaperonin tubulin folding pathway; tubulin complex assembly.
UCCUGUCGAAUUGGAACUCGAUAUCUCGAAAGAUACUUUACCUACCUCUUUGCCGUAUUGAUAAUUUCCAUUUUAGGAAAUCGUAUUGCUAUGUAUUUAGUAUGCUUCACAAGAAACCAAAAAGAUCUUUUUCUGUAUUCAAAUCAGUUAAGAUAGUUAUCUUUCUCGAAGCUGCAUGUUUUGUUGGAUCAUAUGCAUUAUGGUCCUAUAUGAAUAAGUCUCAAGAUUGCAGGUAUUUUAUGUAUCAGCACUUUCCAUCCAUAUUAAGUGGUUAUUACUAUCUUUAUGAAAAAACAUAUAAGGACAAUAAACUAAAAUUGUUGGAUCUCUCGUUGUGGGAAAGUCAACAAAAUGAAUCUUAAAUUUUGUGAAAUUAAGACUUCCUACAUCCUUAAUAGGUAGUGGUGGCUUAAAAUAUAUUUAAAAAGAAAAAAGAAAGUUUUUGCCUAAAAAAUCAAAAAUAGUAUCUAUACAUCAAUAUGGACUCUCCUACUCUCAUAGAAGGCAACUUGCCAGAUCGUAUUACCAAAAGAGAUCGGGAAAGGAAGAAUAUCAUUGAGAGACGAAGAGAAGAAAGGCAAUCUUUAGCUGUUGAAUCUGAACAAAGCAGUUAUUUUAAAGACACUUUUUACUCGUCAUGCAAGAAGGUUAAAGAAAUGUUGGAUAAUGCACCUAGUGCACCUACAUCAGCUCUUCCUGGAAUGUUUGACAAGAUAAAUAAGGAAAUUUUAAUGCUUAAGAAUUAUUUGUCACAAUCAAAAAUGUUUUUAAAAGUUUAUGACAUUAGAAGAGCACAAGAAAAUUUACAGGUAUUGGAAAAUGAAGCUUCUGAUUUGGAAUUGAAAUUAUUACCUAAGAAGAAAUUUGGAUUUAAAAACCGAAGAGUUGUGAAAAAAACUUCUGAGAAAACACAUGAUGUAACAGAUGGUCUGAAAGAUUUAAAAAUAUCAGAAGGAAUUGUAAAUGGUUCUACUAAGCAAAAUUACAAAUUGUCGAGCAAAUAUGGAGAUAGUGCGUGUAUGCUCUUGGGAAAAGUUGAUGAACAAUUAGUUUUAGAUGCUGAAAACGUAAAUAAGAAUGAUGUUCUACUUUCCGAUUUAAUUCGAUGUACGAUACGAAUUUAUGGUACACCUAGUACUUUGCAUAUGGUAAACUUAAAACAGUGUACUGUGUUAGUUGGACCAGUAACAUCUUCUGUAUUUGCUCAUGAUUGUAAUGAAUGUGUAUUUGCUUUGGCGUGUCAACAACUUCGAUUACAUUCUUCAACAGACUGUACUAUUUAUUUACAUGUUACAAGCAGAGCAAUCAUAGAAGAUUGUACAAAAAUACGCGUUGCACCUUAUAAUUGGUCUUACGAAGAUCAAGCGAAUCACUUUAAUCUGGCAGGUCUGGAUCCAAAAAUAAAUAAUUGGAAUUGUAUCGAUGACUUUAAUUGGUUAUCUAAUGAAAAGCAUUCACCAAAUUGGAGUAUACUUGAUCCUGAAUUACGUGUUAAAAGUUGGGAUUGAUAGAUAUGAACAAAAUAAAUUACAAAAUUAAAUAUUCAGUUUACAAAAUACCGUUUCUUCAAUGUGAAAUACUUUUGUUAAUUUCUUUAUCUGCAUACUUCGCUUUUUCACAAAAAUUGUACUAUACGAGCGUUUUGUAUACUUACAAAAU